Messenger RNA from Porites lobata, 25101 nucleotides. The record is from the annotation of a GenBank genome assembly. Lineage: Eukaryota; Metazoa; Cnidaria; Anthozoa; Scleractinia; Poritidae.
GCCAAGCCAAGAUGGCGACAAGAAAGCAAUUACACAGCAGUCACAGCUUUGACGCAGAGUCUUGUGAAGGGGGAAGAGAAUUAUUCGAGGCUUGUAGAAAUGGUGACGUAACUAAAGUUCGAAGGAUAGUCAACAUAAAUCCUAAUGUGAACAUUAGAGAUACAGCGGGCAGAAAGUCCUCUCCUCUCCACUUCGCUGCAGGUAAGAAUCGAAUGAAAACAAACCGAAUGGCCGAGGCGCAUUGUUGAUGUCAAUUGCAUUUCUUUAGCAAAGAGAAAGAGUAAUUCUCUUUAUUGAGAAAUCAUUCGAUGUGUUUUUACUUCAAAAUUGUCUAUUCUGUUGCAACUUCUGGGCUUACGCUUGUGUUGUUUAGGGAAUUCUUGAAAUGUCAAAUCGACAUAGAAUCAUGCGAAUCAACAACUACAUUUAUUCCACCAAAAACUGGCCGCCCUUUGUUGUAACUUAACAUAUUUUUCAACAUUAGCUUCCAUGGUAGGCGUGUACGGGUUGAUUUAUUGAGUUAUAGUUGUUCAUUCUUCGAGAAAAAAAGAACGAUACAGUAUCUUGAAGCGAGAUGAAUAGGUUAAAUUUUACGAAAUCUUCUCAUGUUUUUGUUAAAUGUACCUGUUGCAAUUGAAAGGACUGAAGGUAUUCACGUUUUUAUUGCCUCACAAGUGCUGUAUUAUUGGAUAAACCUUUUUAUGAAAGGAGCAUGAAAUUGUUCUUCAAAAAAAAAACAAUCGACUGUGAUGAUGGUUACUUUAUUACAAGCAGUCCAGAAGUUUUCAUUGUGGCCCACAAAUGAGGACAAAAACAAACGUUUCAAAAUAAACCUAAGAAGGUUUAGAAAAACCAGUGGGCUAUUUAGAAGCUUGACCAAAGAACUGAAUUCAGGAUUACCAUGAACAAAUCAAGUUACAUGUAGCAGAACGUGACAUGUACAAUGCAGGACUUUGGUUAAACACAGGGUAGGCCUUUAGAUUCCAGGGCCCAGUUGUUCCAAAGGUGGCUAGUGCUAUCCUCUGGAAUCUCUAUCCAGUAGUUAACACAACUGAUUUCCUGGUGUGAAGUCGUUUCGCCUAGACUAAGUCGAUUCGCCCAAAGCGUAUUUGUCAUUCUUUAAGCCUGAAAAAAGGGAAUAAGCAUAGAAAGACAAGGACCGCACAUAAGGAAUCCAAGGGUAACUAAAAUAACAUCUCAAAAGUUAUAUUCACCAUGUUGUAGAGUGUUGUAUGUCAUUGGGCGAAUCGACUAAUGUCCUGGCAAACGCCAUCGGGCGAAUCGACUGUCGGGCAAAACAACCGCAACUCGAUUUCCCUAAUACUUAUCCACUGGAUGGUGAUUUAUCUGCUGGGUUGCGCUAUCCAACAUUUGAACAACUGGAGCCAGUGCUGCUUGGCCAUGUUUCAUGUACCUUUAUAAAAAACAACAACAACAACAACACAAAGAACACACAAAAAAAAAACACGAAAGCAGGGAUUCAAAGACAAAUGCAUGUUUCAGUUGUUAGCUAGACAUCCUUUUGUAGCAGCAAUCAACUACAUUGUGUUCGAAGGAAAUAUUAUUGUAUCAAAAUUUGUUGUAACCAAUUUAUCCAGAUCAAAGUGUAUAGAACUUGUAUUGUGCACACAAUGUGUCGUUAGAAAAUGUACAGCAUUACUGUAUUUCUAUUAAAUAUUAUUAUGAGAGAGAAAGCUUCUUCGCAAGAAGGGGAAUAAUUACAUUGUAUCCUACCUUAUGUGGAUAAUUAUCUUGUAAGAAAUGGGACUUGAGUCCUUUAACUUUCUGCAGUUGUAAACGUCAAAGUUCAGCAAAGAAAAUCCAAAUUUAUUUGUAAAAUGCAGUAAAACAAGUAACACAUCUACCUGUAUAUCAAUGAUGUAACAGCGCUGGCAAAUUGGGAUAUUUCAUUUGAGUAAACACUUCAUUAGAUUUUGUCCACAAGCCAUGAAGUUGAACAUUAAGAACCACCUUAUUCCAUAAGACUCCAUCGAAAUGAAUAUGUUUACCUUUUAUUUUUACUCUACUAGAGAGAGUUUUUAAUGGUAGCUGACAGUGUUUUUGAUGAGGUGUUAUUUAAAACUGCAGUUUUUCUAUUCAUUGAAUAGGGUUUGGCAGAAAGGAAGUUGUGGAGUAUUUGCUACAACACGGAGCUGAUGUGCAUGCCAAAGAUGACGGUGAGUACUUUGUUAUCCUUAAUGUGUAUUUGUCAGUUUUCACCACGAUAAAAUUUUUGCCUAUUUUAGCCUGUGUUUCAUCGUUGAGUGUCUUUGUGUUUGGUACAUGUGUAUUAUUGUACUUAAAGUUGAGAAUAGUUGCUACAUACUAAAAAAUUAUCAAUAAAUUAAGAUUCUAAUUAACAUUCUGUAAAUACAGUAUUGUUCAAUAGUAAUUUGAGUCUUGAUUCUUGAUUCAAUUCUCAAUUGUUCAUAAGAGAAUCAAGUAUCGAGAAUCGAGAAGCAGUCAUGAGGAAUUGAGUCUUGUGUGACAGAUGGUACUGCAUGUUGUCUUUGUGUACUAAACGCUGCUUACAGGGGCAGAUCCACACCAGUUUCCACUGUUUUACGAAAAUCUGUCAGAUUUUUCAUGAUAAAUGUAUUAAAAAAAACUUUCCAAGUUGAAAUCCAGAAAUAUAAUGGUUUGGACAAAUAAAAUUUUUCGAAUUUACUGGCAUUAGACAAGCUAUCCCGCCUCAUGCAAGGAGCAUGGAACUGGCCAAUAUCCUGUCUGAAUUACUCAGAAACCAAGGAAAGGGGACUUUGGGGAGUUAAAAUCCAGAAAAUUUCUCAUGGCAGCGUGCCAUGGGACCCUCCUAGAAGCUUGUACCUUUGCCGCUCAUUUACCUGUAGGAAAUCGUCAGUAUUUAUCCUAGAUCCCUCUGGCUCUGGUCAGGGGAUACUCACAGAAAAUUGCAAAUGAAGUUUUAAGUGUGUUGUUACCAUGAGAAAGGCUUUUGGUUUUGUUUGUUUUGUCUUUAAUUCUAAAUUUCAUGUGAGGAUAGAAAUUUGAAUGUCAUCUGUUUUCCUUUGAUCUGUGCUGUUCAGGUACAGUGUACAGUGUAACACUAGUCAAGUGUUUCUUUAAAGCCACUGGCUUAUAUCCUUAUAUUUGUAAUGUUACUAUUACCAAUAGUCAAACUUAAAGCAUGUUUUUUUGUCUUUUGUUUCAUCAGGAGGCUUGAUCCCUCUUCACAAUGCUUGUUCCUUCGGCCAUGCAGAGGUUGUCAGGUUGUUAUUGCGACAUGGAGCGGACCCAAAUUCAAGAGACAACUGGAAUUACACUCCUCUUCAUGAGGCUGCAGUAAAGGGAAAGGUGGAUGUUUGUGUUGGUAAGUCAAGUUGAUGUGACAUUAAAUCCAUGAUGUCUUUGAAUCUAGAAUUACUACUGUACUUUUACAACAGAUACAUGUACAAUGUACAUGUAUUAUUUUGGUGACCACUUUACAUUUUCAUGAAGUGAGGGAAUCCCUAUACUCAGGGAUGCAAAUUAAGUUGGUCAUCACACAAUUUGUACAAAAUUUUGCUGUAUGCAACAAAAUGUUUAAUCUACCUACAGUCAUAUGUGAACUCACUGUGUUUGACUGCACUGAAAACAAAUUCAUGUAAGAAGAUGGGGAUUUUUAAUACCAUAUUGAAACUUGCCAGGUUUAUUCACAUAAUGUUAAGAAAAAAUGGCUUAAAUUCCUGGCAAUAAGGAAAAUUGUGGAAUUUUCGGCAACCACCUGAAGUUGCAGAGCAUUACAAAAAGUUCCACCUCUAUAAAUGUAUCUCAAGGAAAAAUUGACUAGCAAUACUGGGAAUUUAAAGGUCAGGGAAAAAGCUAAGCUUCUUAUAUGCAAUUCUUGAUUUUUUGAGCCUGGGAUAUAAACUGGAAAUCACACCUUACAGCUGUACAUGAAAGUGUAAAAAUUGAAACCUAUCCUUAAAUUUGCAGCCCUGUGCCCAAAAGAAAAUCAUCUUGCAUUACAAAUGGCAUCCUCUUUUUUACAACUAUUAGUAAAGGAUAGUUGUUACAAAGGGAUGCACAGAACAAAGCUGUGAGUGGCUCUUUAUGCAGACUCAAACUCUCCUUUUGUUCCAUUAGCACAUCAAGGCAAUUUGAAGGGGAGAAAGUGGGAGUUAAGAAGAAGCUGCUUAGGGCUUGUUUUCUUGCACUCCUGGUCUUACUGUCUGUCGGUGUAGUGUAAUAUUAAUUUUAAUGACAUGAACUUUUUCAUUUUGUUAGUUCUACUUCAGCAUGGUGCAGACCCCAACAUUCGAAAUACAGAUGGUAAAACAGCAUUAGAUGUAGCUGAAGCAUCAGCUAAAUUAGUCUUGACAGGUAUUUAUAACAACAUUGUUCUUCAUCUUUCACAAGCUUCUAAUAAUUAAACCCGUGGCCUUGAUUUCGCUCAUUAUCAUCCCAUUUCAUUUUCCUUUAAGGUAUGACAUUACUUUCAUUAUUUUACAGUACUCCUAAUGAUGUCCCAAUGAUUUGAGCAUUAUCAGUUCGCUUGUUUCUGCUUUUUAUAUUAAUUUGUUUUCCCUUACAACUGUAGCACAAUUAAUACUUUGCCUCAUUGAAAAUGAUGUUGUUAUUUUCCAGCUCAUGUCCUUCCUUUGGAUGAGUGCCGGGGAAACAAAAAUAUUAAUUUUGUUUUGUCAUAACGUAAACUUUGUUUUCAUUGAUGGGAGUACAUGUAUGUUGUAACAACUUUAGUUUGAAUGCUCCUUUUGUGUCAGUAAUAAAGAGUCAGGCAUGAUCUUUUGUCAAGUUAUUUCACAACUUUUAAAACUUGUUAUUCUCGCUAUUUAUAAAUAGGUGAAUACAAGAAAGAUGAACUCUUAGAAGCUGCAAGGUAUGAUGACUUCCCCUUCCCCUAUAGUUUGAAAAAAAAAAAAGAAAUAGCUGUAGGAAAUGGCUGUAUGAGUGGUAGACUCAUCAGACUAAGGAUCUUUUUAGGUCUGGAAAGAAACUUGACUCAGUACCAACCCCAUGGGGUGGGGGGGGGGGGGGGUUACAGCUGUACAGUGUACUUCCUACUAAUAGGCUAAUGGGGAUGUGCAGCUGGAUAGGGUUGCAUUUUCACAAUUGGGGCCUGUUUCUCAAAAGAGCCUGUUGAGUAGUAUCACAGUUCCUAGCUCACAAACCGGUCAAUUUUGCUUUGUUAGUUGAUAGUUUCAUUGUAUCAUUUUCAAAAUUUUUGAAACUUUGAUUUUAAAGGCAAACAUGGCAAACAUACAUGUAAAACAGCUUUUCGGGCCCGAAACGUUAUCGAGACUUUCAAGAAACAGGCCCCUGGAUUGACUAUCAUGGGGAUGCAUUUUCAAUAAUAGUUUCUAGAGUGGGGUGGCACAUUAAUUUUGUGAGAUUUGGGGGUUAGAAAAUUCUGGUACACACUGCCUGUAACUACAUGUAGGGAAGAUUUGUGGUUAAAAAGUGAAAGAAAGUGACGUUAGUUGGGAUCGCAAAAACCACUUUUGCCCAAAAGUGAGUAAGAUAGGGUCUAUAAUUGACCACAGAAUAGACCAUUUAUAGUGAAGACGGGGUUCUGAGUGAGAGGCUAGUGGCACAUAUCCAGAAAAAAAUUUGGCCCGAGUUUCCCCCUCCCCUGACUGCUGGGUUUAGUAUAUAUAUCUUCUCCAAGUGGAAGUAGCAAUUCACUUAAGUGUUCCUUGCUUUAGAAACCAGCUCUCUGGCCAAGUGGCAUUACAUGAAAUUUGUUGUGUGCCUUUACCUUUAUCUAAGAAUUUAAGAAAGGACUUCAUGUCAUGUUGGAAUUUCUUUGUUUAAUUUUUGUUCUUUAGAAGUGGCAAUGAAGAGAAACUCAUGUCUUUACUUACACCACUGAAUGUCAACUGCCAUGCCAGUGAUGGUAGAAAGGUAUGUUAACAAAAUUUUCCUUCCAAAGAUCAAUCUAUUAAAUUUUGAAUAUCAACAGUUUCAUGUAAAACUGUUAUCAUUGCAAAAUUUAGGCUGCAGUCAGGAUAAUCAUGACACCUUCAAACAACGGUCUUUUACACCAAAAGUUUUGCUGCUCUAUGUCACUUCCAAAUAAAAACAAAAUCAGAUAAGCUACUUGUAACUUUAUCUGAGCUACUACAACGAUUCAAAGAAGGCCUCAACAACAAUUGGACAAAGAAAAUAUGGAUAAAGUUGUAAGGAUAUGAAGUUUAACUUGGAGAUUUUUCAGAAAAUAGUACAUGUAGAUUAUAGUAUGGAAUUGUAGACUUCUUUGAAAACUAUCUCCUUUUGAAUGGUGGCAACUAUCUUAUGUUCAAACAUAAAGGGGACAUAAUUGCCAUUUUCGGGGAUGUACUACAGUAUACUCAGAAGUGGUUAAUUAAUUAAUUAAUUAAGUUAAUUAGUUGAUGAUCUUAAAUCUAUUAAUUUUUUGUAAUUUUUCAGUCAACUCCUCUACAUUUAGCGGCUGGUUACAACAGAGUCAGAGUAGUUCAGUUGCUGUUACAGCAUGGAGCUGAUGUCCAUGCGAAGGAUAAAGGGUAAAAAUCAAUGAUUCUUACCUUGCUUACAUAUCACUUCAUUUUUGAUAAAACAAUGUACUUAAAAUAACUGUAAAAUAAAUUCACUGCACAGCCAAUACAGAGAAAAAAGGACAGGAAAGAAAGUGAAGAAAGUGUAGAGCUGCGAGCAAGUCUUGAAUGAUUUUAUUAUUUUACGUCUGAAUAGCUGCAAACAUUUUUUGCAAAUUUUUGAAGUUACUUUAGAUGUGAAAAUUGUUUGAGAGAUCGCAAAGUUAGUCAAGCCUACCCUCAUUAUUACUUAAUACACUGUAUGUACUGGAUCUUAAUCUUCAACAAUCAUAGUGGCACCUUUUGACCGUUUGUGGAGGCAGAGGUACAAUGUACAACGUACAAACAUGUACAUAAAUACGUAGCACUUAGAAGUUUAAAAUUCCUGUUUGUACUAAGUACAGAAUUGAUCCAUUAGCCUUUGUACACAUAAUAAAUUAUGUAUUUAUUUAAAAGAAAAAUGUUUUUGAAAAUAUAAACUCAUUCCUUUUCUCAAUUAAUUUUUUGUUAUGUGUUUUUAAUUAGUGGUUUGGUUCCUCUCCACAAUGCUUGCUCUUAUGGGCAUUAUGACGUCACUGAAUUAUUGAUCAAGGUAAGUCGAAAAAGGUAAUUACCAUCAGCCAUAUUAGCCACAGGUUGUCUAAAACAACCUGUGCUUGCCACUUCAAACACAAAAUAAUAUUGUUUUUGAGCUGCUUGUGUUUAAAAUGGGAUCAGCUAGUUUUUGACCAGUCAAUUACAUGUAUAAUAUAGUGGAAGACAUAGAAAUGUGAGAGUGUUGUUUUAAUGAGCUUUAAGCUAAUAGUUCACCUUUAAUGUUGUGAUUAUUGUUUAUAGUGUUCUCUUGCAGUGUAACUGUUGUGAUGUCUUGACCUUGUUUCUCUACAUAUUCCUUCAUUUACAAGUUACAAUGAGUGAACUUUGAAUAUUAAUGUUUGAUUUUGCUCUUUAGCAUGGUGCAAGUGUUAAUGCCAUGGAUCUGUGGCAGUUUACCCCUCUUCAUGAAGCAGCCUCUAAAGCGAGGUAUGCAAGUGUAACAGCCAUGAUAACUACACUGUAAAUGUACAUACUUUAUGCUGGAGUUAGGCAUGCGCAGUUAUUUACUACAGUGGAACCCCAUUAAUAUGGUGACCACCCGUAUUAACGGGGUGGCUGUAUUAACGGGUAGGCUCAAAUUUAAUGACCUGAGGGCCAUAAUAAAAAAUACACCACACAUUGCAUUCACUGUACUACUCUCAGUAAUAAACAACCAGAAUGUAGAUAAUGCGUACAGUAAUUGAAAAGUCUUAAUGUGGUGAAAUUAUAAGGGAUUCUACUGUUUGGGUUUUUAUUUAACAGGUGAUGGCAUUAACAGGUUUUUUUAAAAGGAAAUGCAUGGCUGUUUUGCUGGGCCAAAAAAAACUGGCCGUAAGGCUAGUUUUCCCUAGCAGCAAGGUUAAUUGGUGCUGGAGCCGUAAUAAGCUUCACUGUGAAGGUGCAGAGGGUUAUGUUUCUGUGAGAUUUUGCUUGCUUGCCGAAGUCCAGACUGGAAAGUACAAUGUGCCAAAUUACUUCAUAACAUUACCUUUUUAUCAGGAAACCCUUAUUACCGUAGGUACUUUUUAUAGAUGCAGAUGGUUAUUCAAACUUUAAUUAUUAUUGUUAUUUAUUUUUGUCUUUUCUCUGCCACUAGAGUGGAGGUGUGUUCCUUGCUUCUUGCCCAUGGAGCUGAUCCUACUUUACUUAAUUGCCAUUCCAAGGCAGCUGUGGAUGCUGCGCCAACAAAAGAACUUCAAGAUAAGCUUUCGUGUAUGUUCAGUUUUUUGUUUGAUCUCUUUCUACUGUCACGGCCAAAAUUAAUAUCCGAUACAAUGUCUGAUAUAGAAGUCACAGCAAAAACAGUUUUUGAACUGAGGUCAAAAUGUUCGAUGCUUCCAUUGAGGUUUCUUGGAAAAUGAAAUGCAUGGGAAGGAGAAAAGAAAAUAAUUAUGCCAGUGCCAUCAUGUCAUUUUCAUGGUGUGUACUCUUAUUGACCAUAGCUAUCAACCUGAACCAUUGGAUGAGAAAUUGCUCAAUAUUAUUAUGGUAAAAAAUAGUUACUUGAUGCCUUCAUAUUCUUAAAACAGAAGUUGUAUGGAAAUUGAGGGUGGCAUUAGUAAAAUAAAUUCUAAGUGUAUCCUGGGUGCUUACCAUUGACACAAACCACAUGGGUGGAAAUCUUGUACAUAUACAAAAACAAACAAUGGUUGAAGAACAACCGCCACAAAGUACAUGUGUAUCCAAAUCACCUGAACAGACUAAGAGCAGAAACAUGGCAUCACCUGAAAUCACAGCCCAUGUUUUCUUAAGCUUCCCAAAUCGAAUGGCACAAACCAUUUCAUUUUCCAACCAGAAUUUCUGGUUUUAUCAUGUAAAUUAAUGGUAAGUUCCCCUGUACUCACAUCCUUCCCUCUUGAAGCGUGGAAAGUCCGUGUUUGUUGUCAUCACAACAUGAAAGCUCUCUACACUUGCACUGAUUGUUGUUGCUCACUUUUCAAAUUUCUCUUAAUCAGUUGAAUUUAAGGGCCAUCAACUGUUAGAGGCAGCUAAAUCCUGUGACUCAGCAAAACUCAAGAAACACAUAACACCAGAGAUUAUUAACUUUCAGCACCCCCUCACAUUAGAGAGUUCCUUGGUAAGUUCUUUCUUUAACCCUUUAGACCCUGAUAUCAAAAUGUAAAUUCUCAUUUGUUGUCUCUGUACACUUCCUACAGAAGUAGUGGCGAGAAGUUGUUAGAGUGUCAAUCCCUUAAUUCUUGCGACCAUAAUGUUUUUUGGAGCAAAGAUAUUACAAGGAGAAAAUUGAUGCUGAUCACACUUAUAGCUUAAAGGGUUAAGGUUACUAUACAGUAAAUGUAAUUAAUAGGCCAUUUUAUGAUUAAAGAUGGAAAAGAGGCUGGAGUUAUCCCUGUCUUGAUCAACCCUUCCUGCUUUAUUAUGUAAAUCAUGUUCUUAUGGUAACUAGUAUUUUUCAAGCAUAAUUUUCAUAAGAAAACAAAGAGGUUUGGAUCAAAACAAGGUCAAGCUCAGCCCCACAUUCAGUUGAAGGCUAAGGACGGUACUAAGCGCGCAACUCUGAGGACUGUAGCUGUGACUGUAAAUAAAUUGUUUUUGUUAAACUUCACAAUGUCACCGUUUGAUAACAUCUCUGUGUUGUGAAUGUUCUGGCAUUGGGUUUGCUUGAGAGUCAAGUCUGAAGGAUUCCUUAAUCACAGAAUAACCAUAACUUGGUUUUGCUCAAGCUGCCUACAUGUACAUAUAUAGUUUUUCUCCUAAUUUGGUAGUUCCAAAGAGACUCUAUCACCAACAGUGAACCUGCAUAUAGAAAGUACAGCUGUACGUUUUAAAGAAUAGGACUCCCUGAAUUUUUGCUUGUUCUCUUUGUACUGGUUUUCCAGGAAUUUAAUCUCUUCUUGUUGUUUUAUUUUGUAGCAUCUUGCAGUAAGUUCUCUUUGUCCAAAGAGAAAAGCUGCAAUUGAAUUACUGCUGAAGAAAGGCGCUGACACCAACUUACAAAAUAAAGAGUAAGGAAAUUUUCUUGUUUUUUAAUAAUAUUGUUUAAACAUUUUGUGUGUCAAAGCUAUUCUUUGGUGGUCUCCAUUCUUUGUUUUCAGUUCUUUGACACCCCUCCACAUUGCCUCAGAAAAAUCACAUACUGAUGCCAUGGAACUUUUAAUUAAAAAUGGAUCCAAAGUAAGGAGCAAUUAUAACAAUUAUUAUUGUUUUUUGUCUUAUCACAUACAAAACUGUAGCUAGAUGUGUUAUGUUUUUGGUAUCAUACCUGUAUGCUCAAUAAUUUAAAAGUAUUAAAACCUCUGCAUGUAGUUGCUAAGGUCAUGAUUCUAGACUUACAUUGUUUUUAUAAGCUUUUUAAGAUCCCUUGCAAUCAGUUCCACUAUUUUUUUUUAGGAGUUGCUUAUUACCAUUUUAAAUCACCAGUGUUAUUGUUGUCAUUUUGCCUCAGUAACGUACAUGUAGGGAAGUGCAAUGCUUAUUCUUCUGUCAUUAUUUUUGAAGUGCAUUAAUGCAUUAGAAUUAUUACGCAGGACUUGGCAGAUGUAGCAUUGUUCACAUUUGAAUUUCUGUGAAUUGCACAGGUGAAUGCAGUUGAUGCACUUGGAGAAACUGCCCUUCAUCGAGCUGCAGCAGCUGGCCAGAUUUCAGCAUGUCGUGUGUUAAUCACACAUGGAGCAGAUGUCAGUUUGCGGUCAUUUCAAGGCCAUACUGCAGCAGAGGUGGCUUCAGAACCUGUGCAAAAAAUCCUACAUGGUAAACAAUCAAAUCUUUUUUGUAACAACUAAUCUACGGCUGUAUUUCUAGUUCACUCUUAUUUCUUUUGACUACAGCGUGUCUCUAAUAUGCAGAGACUUGUAACACAGGUACAAAAACACUCUGUGUGUAAUAUUAUUAUUCUUAAACUUGUUUUACAGAGGAACCACCUUCAACUGGAUCUGAAAUUGAGAAACAGCUGCUGGAGGCUGCAAGAUCAGGAGACAUGGAAGUUGUUAAGGUAUUGAAAUAAUCUAAUUUAGUCAGUAUGAAUGUCCAGUCAGAACUUUUCGCUACCAAUGUUACAAUGGGUGCCAGUGUGUUCAUGAUUGUUGUCUUUUUUGUUUUUGUUUGAGAAGAAUGUGUCACUGAAUGUUAACUGGUGAUUUGUUGGUUCUCCCCUUUGCUCCUGGAGGUUUUUCUCUGUGUACCACAGUUUUCCCCUCUCCUCAAAAACCAACAUUUCCAAAUUCCAAUUCGACCAGGAAUCAGGUAGAAGAAGAACCACUAAGAGGAUAUGCUACAUGUACCUCGAAAUCGUUAUUUAAUAAUAUUUAUUUAUUCAUUUACAAAUUGGCACAAGGAAAACAUUCUCUUUUAAUUUGUUAUUGGCAUUACAUUCUGACAACAGGGCUACUGUUCACUUUUAAAUCAUGUCUAAAAGGCACUACAUGUAAUAAUUUGUGUAUCCUUAUAUGGUAGUACAGUGUAUUGUUGAAUGGUGGAAUGAAGUACAGACAAUUUAAUUUCCUUUUUUGUGUUUCGCCAUAGAAAUUAUGUACACCCCAGACUGUAAACUGCAGAGAUCUUGAAGGAAGACACAGCACCCCACUUCAUUUUGCUGCUGGUUACAACAGAGUUACAGUAGUGGAAUAUCUGCUGCAGAAUGGAGCUGAUGUACAUGCCAAGGACAAGGGGUAAAUUGACUAAAAUCAAUGUAAAACCUUUAAUACAAUCACAAAUAAUUACUUACAGCUGUGGCGGCAACACAUUAUUUUUCACUGUAUGCACUUGACAUUAUACAUCAUCAUUGUGGUGUCAGUGGUCUCUAUUAUACAAGGUUGUCUUUUAGGUGAUAUGGCGAUUUUGGGCCUAUUCCUCACGUAGUAUUAUCACUGUCAGUUGCACAAGGUGGUUUAACUUUGUGUAUUUCUUUGGUUUCUAUUUCUGUUAGAGGAUUGGUCCCUCUCCAUAAUGCUUGCUCUUAUGGUCAUUAUGAAGUGGCUGAACUCCUUGUCAAGGUAAUACAUCUUAGAGAAUGUUUUAGUUGUAGCUGGUGCAUGAAAGAUUUACCGGUAGUCUGAAAUGUCAUCCAUCUCUUCACCCCACCCCCUCCAACAGGAGGGCAGGCCUCCCAUUAGUGGGGGGGGGGCAAAGAGACAGAUGACAUUUCAGACUAGUAAGACUUAUUUGAUAUGACACCAUGAUGAGUUUAUAAUUCAGGUGUAGAGUUACUCAUCUUAUGUAAAAUAAUGACAGUUUUACCUGAAAGUAAUAUGAUUUUCUGGGGUGAAAUGUUUUGCCAGGUUUGAUUGAUUCUUGUUUUAAUCCAUGUUUUAGUUCAAUGUGUAGUGCAGGUUGUUAACGUCUUGUAAUACUAUUUCAGCAUGGUGCUGUGGUGAAUGUAGCAGAUUUGUGGAAGUUUACUCCUCUUCACGAAGCCUCAGCAAAAGGAAAGUUUGAAAUCUGCAGACUUUUGCUCAAGGUAGGUCAGAUACAGUAUUCAAUUGUACAGUAGUGUUUAAAAGAGCAUUUUUUGUUUCUUUUCGAAACAAUUGGAACAGUCAACCUUCUUCAAAUGGUUGCAAUGUCCACAUAUCGUUUUCCAAGCUAUCAGCCUUAAGUCCCGUGGAUCCCGUUUCUCGAAAGGCCGGUAACUUUUUGGGUCAAAUUUUGACAUCAAAACCUGUUGAAUAGUAGCACAGUUUCAAGCUCACAAACUGGUUAAUUUUGGUUCAUUAACUGAUAGUUUCAUUGUAUCAUUUUCAAAAUUAUUGAACGUUGAUCUGGAAUGCAAACAACAGCUUUUCGGGCCUGAAACGUUAUUGGGACUUUCAGGGAAAGGACCCCUGGUUGCAAAUCAACAGGAAGUAAAUGCUUAUGCACUUGAUGAUGAGUAUUACAUUAUUAUUUUUUUUUAUUUUAGGCAAAAGCUAGCGCCCUCAUUCUUAGUUGCUUUAAUCCCCUGGGCAUUGACUUCCAAAAACAACAACAACAACAACAACAGUUGAUUCAAUUUGAAAAUAAUCUGAAAUUGUGUUACCCGCAAUGAGCGGGUCUUCUCUCAGUCGCUGUCCAGAGGUGGUCGUACGUAAAGGUUCCACUGUAUAAUUUUAAGUAAUUAAAUAGUUACAAGGAAGUUUCAUGUUUUUUACUUUAGGAUAUUGUUACAUUGGCAUCUGUAUUUUUUGUUUGUUUGUAACAGCAUGGAGCUGAUCCUCAAAAGAAGACUCGUGAUGGCCAGACUCCAUUGGAUCUUGUGAAAGAAGGAGACACUGAUGUGGCAGACCUACUAAGAGGUAAAAACAUUCUUCUAUCCUUUUACGCUUAUAGUGGAAUGUAAACUGAUCCCUACAUAUAAUCCUUUUUUAAGUCAAAAAAAUAAAAACACAGCAUGGUGGUUUGUUUGAUUUGCUACCUUGUAUUUCAGGAUAUUAGAACCAAAGUACAGCUAGUUUUUUUUUUUUUCAUCAUUGUGGUGGACACCAUCAUCAGCUAAACAAAAUGAGAUGCUCCACAUGUACACGAAGUGAAGCUUUAUUCUGCUUCAAAACUGUGUGCGGCUGACCUGCGUACACUGUACGUGCACAUUGUACACAAAGCUCAUUUUCUGACUGCAGUAUCAAACAAGCUCUCAAGCUCUAAUCAAAAUGCUCUGAAGGUUUCUUUCUUUUACAGUUGGUGCGUUCUCAUUUUCAGUGGCAAUGUUAACAGUAAUUGAUCUUGCUGAUUUUCAGCAAUUAUCAAACCAGCCCCCAGUCCAGCAAAAACUGAUUAUUUUUCUUAUCAUUUCCGUAGGUGAUGCUGCUUUACUUGAUGCAGCAAAGAAGGGAAAUCUAACAAGGGUAUGUACACAAUACUGCUCUUUAGCAUCUGGUUUUCUGUAGUAACAUCAGCUAACCUAGCCUGAGAAAACAGCCGACAUUUGUCGGCGCUACUACUGGUUUUCCCGCCAAAUGACGUGUGAGAAACGAGCGCAGAAAUUCCAUACUGAUGACGCGUCAUCAGAUCUGGGUAGUGCUUCUCAUUGGUCGAGCCGUAUGCGAAAUUUGAUUCAACCAAUCAGAAGCACUACCCAGAUCUGGGUAGUGACGCGUCAUCAGUAUGGAUUUUCUGCGUUCGUUUCUCAGACGUCAUUUGGCGGGGAAACCAGUGGUAGCGUCGCCAAAUGUCGACUGUUUUCUCAGGCUACAGCUAACCUCUUUUCAUAGGGUUUUGGCCAUGAAUUCAAAACUGAGUCAAAGUAACAAAUGUUCUCACCGUAAAGUGUAAAAGUUAAGUUGGAAAGUCGUAAGUAAAGCCAUAUCUUCGUGUUUUUGUUCUGUUUGUGCAGGUCAUGAAACUCUCCACUCCAGAAAACAUAAACUGUCGAGAUACGCAGGGACGUAACUCCACUCCAUUACAUCUUGCUGGUAAGUUAAACUCAAUCUAAAAACCUGAAAAAAAAAAUAGCCUGGAAGUUGAACCGCUUCUGUGCGCGGCGUCUUCACUUUCCUCACUGUACUGUUUUUCUAGCAUAGUAUCCUGGGCCCUCAGCCAUCCCUGAAGGACAUACAAGUUUUACCUUAUGUAUUAUGUACCUUAUAUAUUGACUGAAACAACAACUAUGUAUCUAACACUAGUCCCCCUGCAUUACGCUUUCAUUGCAUUUAGUCAUGCUCAAAAAGUGCCUAUUUCUGAAAUGGCAAUAGUUAAAGUCUCUCUCAUGAUUACUGAAGUAGAUUUGGCAAAGGCAAUGCAGUGUUUAAUGAGAAAUGCUCUCCGACGUUCGAUUUGUCGCUCUGCCAUUGGUCAACGCGGUUUUCAGAUGUACUCGCGCUGUCUUCACUGCCCUUACUCUUUAAGACGUUACAGAAAAAAAGACGGUAAACCCUUACGUGACAAGCGUGACAAGUAUUAUUAUUAUUCAAGAAUUUUUCAGCCAAACUUCACAUUCCAAUCCUUUAAAUAUAUAUUUUUUUGUUUGCAAAAUAAAAAAAACAAUGAUGUUAAGAGACGAUCGCGACAAAACACGCAAGUAAUAGCCUUGUCACGUUUGUCACACAAAAAUGUUGUAGUGUUCUCUUCUUGUGCUGUCCUGCUGCCUCACGUACAAUUUUAAAAGGAGUGACGUUUACGACUAACGGCAAACGUCAAUUUCUACCACGUGACCAAGUUUUCCCGUACUUGUCGUUUACUGUUCAUGAUUUGACAAAAUUGGUAGUUUCAGGUCAGUUUUAUCCAUAAGAAUUGUGUUGGACUGUUUUAUUCGCUUAUAAGCUGUUUUGAAAAAUUCUCAACUUGAAUCUAACGUUUGCCGUAAACAUGACUCUCUAAUGUCUUUGCUAAAUCCUCCACAGCUGGGUAUAAUCAUUUUGAAGUGGCUGAAUAUAUGUUGGAAAGUGGAGCUGAUGUCAAUGCGCAGGACAAGGGUGGAUUGAUCCCAUUACAUAAUGCUUCAUCAUAUGGGGUAAGUCUUACAAUCUUGCAAAGAAUGCGUGAAGCAAAAAUCAAAUGAAUCAGGGUGCAGGUGCAUAAAAGACUUCUCAGAAAAUAAUACAGUCAUAAAAAUGUUCUAGUCAGUCAGUUGAAGUUUACCUGAAGAGGUAAGUAAUUGAUUUUCUUUGAAUGUGCGCUGUAGUCCUAUGCAACAGUGAAUCGAACACACUUUACUGAACUGUGAUUAUUGUCCAAGUCCUAAUUGCUAGUGGCCUGUGUGUUUGCCGAUUGAACAGCUCAUAAGUAAAAGUUUCUUUAUGGCAAUGUUUUACUUGAGGGAGGUAGAAUAAUAUUCGUCUACAUUGGUUGUGGUUCUAAAAGAAGUCCUGGGUUAUUUUCUUGCAGCAUGUGGACAUUGCAUCUCUUCUGAUAAAGCACAAUACUGAUGUCAAUGCCACUGAUCGCUGGUUGUUUACCCCUCUUCAUGAAGCUUCCCAAAAAGGGAGAACACAGCUUUGUGCUCUUUUGGUAAGUGACAGACUUUAUAAAAUUGCAUUUUCAGGGUUUUCUAUCGGUAUUGAUUACAAUAGAUAAACUAAAAGGCUACACAUAAGAGUUGCCUUACCCUGUGAUCAGAGUUUCUCUCUUGCAUGGCUUUAGCGUUAACGAAGUCGUUCGCGGCGUGGCUUGUCAGUCACGUAGUUGGUUUGUUUUAUACGCCCCAGGGCGUAGAAAUAAAAAACUACGCGACAUCAAACCCGCGCGAACGACUUUGUAAGCGCUGAAAGCCAUGCAAGAAAGAAACUCUGCUCGCAGGGUAAAAAUGCCUUUAAAAUGCCAGAAAAUUGUUUUACCAAUAAUUUCAGCGUUUACCGCGGGUUGAAUUUUUGUGUGUUAAGGUGACUCGACCCAGUUUUUUUGGGGGGGUGCCAUUCUACUUUGAAGCUCUCUGGCAUCCCCACCUUUACUUUUAUCGUAAGUCUAACACAUAGAAUGGAUAACAUAUAGAACAAUCUACAAUAUAACAUAAAAUUUUUGGCGAUCGGAGUAAAUGUCACGUGGUUAUAAUGCCACGCCCCUUUGAGGUCUGAGUCGAAAAUCGGCUGUUGCCGGUCAUUUUUCCGUGAAAAUCUCUCGGCUACACAUAGUGCGCAUUAGUGCCUUGCGCUGAACAGAGUUUCACCAAAAUUGCAAAGACCCAAUUCGAGAAAUUCAGCAGUUUCCAAAUUUAGGUCAUAAUUUAUGCGAAAAUAAUAAGCAAACUUUACACGGUUUAUAUCUAAUAAACCAAGAGAUUCAUCCCUUUAUUUUGGGCAUCGUUAUAACAGAUGGGUCCUUGCAAGUCAGCAAAACGCUUUAGGGCCUUGUAAAUGCGCGCGAUUUCGAGCAAAGCAAACAUAUAGAAAUUAUAGUUUUCGCUAUUUAUUGACGUUUGUCAGCGUUUAAGAGUCCUUCUCACGAAAAAAGCAUUUUCUUAAAAAUUCGUAGUUUUUUUUCCUUCAAAUUUUUUCAGGGCCACAAUUGAUUAACUAAUUACCCGGACUCUGAAUUUCAUGGUCAUUGAAAAACUGUGACAUUAUCUUCUACAAGCUCAAACUUGAGUAAACAUUGAAGAUUUUUAGCGUUUUGGCUGAGUUUGUGCUUUGGGAGUUGUCUAUUGUUUCUAGUCUGUCAUUAUACACCAUUCUUGUUCAGCACGCGUGCAAUGACCACGCUUGGCACGACUCGUGACGGGAAUAUCUCGGUGAGCAUUCGGAAGUCAGCUCAGACCUCAAAGGGGCGUGGCAUUAUAACCACGUGACAUUUACUCCGAUCGCCAAAAAUUUUAUGUUAUAUUGUAGAUUGAUCUAUAUGUUAUCCAUUCUAUGUGAUAGACUUACGAUAAAAGUAAAGGUGGGGAUACCAGAGAGCUUUAAAGUAGGAUGGUACCCCCCCCCAAAAAAACUGGGUCGAGUCACCUUAAAAAUGAUAAUUAGAAAUGACUGUUCAUACCAUCACAGUAAAUCUUGUUGUCUAGGUAGGCGUUAUGAUCAUUUCCUUAUUUUAUUUGAACCUGAUAUAUUUGGUGUGCGUACAGUACAUAGUUAGGAGAUAACUAACUAGUUUGGGGCUGACAGAAUAUUUUGGUUGCUUUAAUAAUUUGCAGCUGGCCCAUGGCGCAGACCCCACAAUGAAGAACCAGGAAGGCCAGACAGCUUUAGAUCUUGCAAUGGUAAAAUCUUAAACCUCGCUAAUAGAAAACCAUAGGUAUAUUCUCAUUGUAGGUUGUGUGAUGAUAUCCACAAGGGAGUUUGCACUUUGUGUUUUCAUACGUUAUGCGUACGUAUUAUGCUCUUAAAUGAGACAGAUUUGAAAGAAGCAGUUUCCUAGUGUAACAUCACAUAGAAAAAGAAAACAUACAGUGGAAAGGCGAAAGAGGUCUAUAUGAUAGAGAUCUAUGUAUAAAAAAAUUGUUUCAUCUAGUGAAUUUUGAGGUGAAUUCAGUGGACUCUGUCAUUAGAGACCUUUAGAUUCUAAGACAAGGACGACUACGAGUACCUGAUUUUCUUAAUACUAAGUAGUGUGCGCUCGUGAGGCAGAAUCAAUUUGGCGUGUAAAGGUGUUAGCCAUCGUCAUUCUACUACUACUUUUAGCGAGAAUGUCGUAGUGGCGGAAGCAAGUUGUCAAAUGAUCUCAAAUGUUAGACGUUUUAUCAUUUUGCGAUCAGGUUGAAGGGGGCGGGGGUGGAGUUUAACCUCCUUCAAUAAGAAAAGCAGUGCAAAUAUUUCUGGUGAAGAAAGUACAAUGAAGUAUUCAAUUCCAGGGUAUCUAUUUUUUCACAAUACACAAAGAAAACUUAAAAUGAAACAUCUCAGAUUCCACAACUGACAGCAGGUAUACUGUUGUGUUAACAUGUACAUUUGAUUUUGAUUGACAGGCUGAAGAUGUGAAAUGCCUGCUGAGUGACGCCAUGAUGGCAUACGUCGCUCCCGCGACUCCCAAUGUGACGUCACCACCUGCUACUCCAAACAGCAGUAAUAGUUCACCACUCUCUCCAGCUAAUGCCAGCCUGCUGGCCAACAGCCCUGCAGGCUCAGGCGAUGGAGCUGUCAAUAAGAGGUCUAUUUCAGAGGCGCAAGGUGCUGGCGACACGAGAAUUAUCCUUCCAGGUAUUUACUGGGAUUGAGUCGCGGUGCUCAGCCUUACGAAGUAGGUGGACUAAGAGUCCUCCGUUUGCACCUUGAAACUUUUAAACAUACCCAGCAAAAUUUAUUCUUUGUAACUGCAAUCCUGGACAAAAGUACUUAUGACAGUGAGCCCCCCGAUGAUUGAAGAUGAUUCCCUGUCUAACUAUUGCGAUUGAAAUAUAUUUUUAGGUCACCCUGGCUUGGAUCUUGAUGUAGGAGAAUUCCUUGACAGCCUUCAACUCAAUAACCUUAAGGAUAUAUUUGAAAAAGAACAGGUAAGUAGCAUUUGGGGGCUAGGAAAUACAGUCUUUAAAAGGGCUAAAUAUAUUAGAUUAGACGAGGUUUGUUGGCUUCGCCAAGAUCUCGGCAUGUGAAAAAUGAACAGCAAGAAUUUGUUGGUGAUAAAGAAUAUUUCUCUGUAAUAUCAUGUCCUAACAGCUGAAUCUUCAUUCAACAAAAAUUAACUUUGUGCUUAGAUGACAACCCAGCCAGGCCGGUUAGUCGGUAUCCUGGUAAUCACUCUCGCCGGGACACCCCACCGAACCAAACCAGCAAGGGGACAGCGGGUAACGCGCAGUUCAUGCGCACUGCUUCCAAUCAUUGCGGCUCCUGGGUGGCUCGCGAACUCGGCCCAUAUUAUGAAACCCUUCAGAAAGUGCCGCGUACAAUUUGUUUCGGAUGCAUUUGCUUUUGUUUCUGAUUGUCAGUGUGUUUUGUUACCCAGAUCUCCUGGGAUGUGCUUGUCGACAUGGGCCAUGAGGAACUUAAAGAGAUUGGAAUCCACGCGUUUGGUCACAGACACAAAAUCCUCAAGGCAGUUAAAGAAAAACUCUCUGGCUUACCAGAACUGGGUGAGUGAAUUUUGUAAACGAACUUAUAGAGGUUGUCGGAUAAAAAACCAGAAGCUGAGUUAAAGAGUUGUUUUUCCUUUUUAAAUCCGCAAACUAAAACCAGCCGACCCAAACAGUACUAAGCGAGAAAAGCGCGAAAGAGCUUGUAGACAAGUCCCGUGUGGCUUAGGUGCUGCUUCUGAUUGGUUAAAAUACGAUGGUGGUAGCUCACUAUUCAUUGAGUUAAAAUUUAGGAACAAGUGCGAUCUCAAACGGACUUGCGUAACAUUGCCUGUUUCUGUAAUGUUCUGUUAAUGUUUCUGUUUUGUUCUUUUUCAGGUGGCGGACCUUUCACCUAUUCAAGCCAACAAGAAACAGUUGUUCAUGACUUACCUACGGACGACAAGGACUACAUUUCUGUUGCAGAGGAGGUUAGCUAAUUUCUUCUUAAUCAAUCUGUCUUCUAAAAAAUAACUGCCAUUUGUUUUAACCUCCUGAACCGAUUCGUGGAAAUAUAGCGUUCACUGCAUCUCCGUAGUAAUUGUGUGGGGGAGAGGGUUAGGUUGGGUUUUUUUUCACCCCCUCCCCCUCAUGUUUUUUUUACCGUUUGCUACGCUGGCUAGAAUUCCGCAGACUUUUAAUGUACUUCGUGUGGCGCUUAAGGUACUUAAUCUCCUCCAAAAUGCAAAACUGUAGAAAUUCUUUCCAUCGUAUGUCUACUUGUGAACUUAUGAUAUUUACGUAUAUUGUAUUCAGAUGCAGAGUACUGUUGUGAAACACAAGAAAGAUGGCGGCCAAUCCGGUGGAGUCUUCGACUCCUACAUAAUUGUCAGGGUUAGUAGUUUUAUAAAUAGUUUACAGCCUUAUAGUUUUUAUUUGUUGAACUAAACUCCCUUAAAACAAAUAGUAGUCAUCGCAUGUUCACGCCCUCCAUUUUUAUCGCACUAUUAUCAAACGAACGCGCGAACCAGACGCGAAUGUCAAUACAGACCUCGAAAGGGUAUGGCGCGGAAUCAUUCGCGCGCCUCCUACACCCAAAGCUUCGUUUUGGAGAGAGGAUGUUAGUUGAGAGGAUUUAAAACCAAAGAGCUUAGCCUAUAUUGUUCAACUUUUUGUCUUUUUUCAUUCACUGUCAGUGCACUUGAAAAGUGAUUGGUUUCAACAUGGAAUCUGUAUGUGUUCUAUGGUUUAUUUGGCUUUUGACCCUAAUACAAACAAUUGGUGACAUAGUGGCUUGGAUGUUACUAGAAAACAGCAAGUCCAUUUUCUCCUUUCUUCAACCUCUGUUUCCUUCUGUUUUAGAUUCAGCGGGUCAUAAACAAAAGACUGUGGGAUAAAUACGUUUACAGAAGAAGAGAGGUAAGAGCUUAUUUUUCAUUGGAAACCUCAGAUUAUGUCUGUUUCACUCGCAUGUUUGAGUUUGAAUCGAUUGCCCGUCCCCGGGGCAGUUUAAUCUCCCUUGCACGUAUUUACCGGCGCGUGUGGGUUAUCUUCUGCCAAAUAAACGAAGACAGACGCGAUGUUUAUCUCUCGAUCCACUCUUUGUAGGUUGCAGAGGCUAAUCACAACCACAGUAAUGAGAGAAUGUUAUUUCAUGGUAUGUGAUUACUUUGCAGUAGCUUUUUGACAACAGUCACUUUUUUCAUUAAAGUUAAGACUAAAUCAUCAGCAAACUCUUCUUACUUUUCUUUUAGGUUCGGCAUUUAUCAACGCUAUUCUACAAAAGGGAUUCGAUGAACGUCAUGCUUACAUUGGAGGGAUGUUUGGAGCAAUUGAAAAUGUUUUAUCGAAACAACAACACGUUUAUGGCAUUAAGCAUUUCAAACCUUCAGUGAGGCAGUCCUGAAGAUAAAUAAAAAGAUAAAAGUAUUAAACGUGCCCAAAACUUACCCUUUAGUUUUGCUAUAGGCUCUUUUUCUUCAGUCAAUUUUUCUUGCAACUUGUCUUGAAAUUUUAAUGCGCCGCUGCGAUAAAAGUUCCCCAAGAACGCGUCGCCUAAUGUACCAGUCCCUGAAAUAACCAAGUCUUGCAACGUUUGCGUUGGACCAAGCCUUGGGAAAAGUUGAAAUUGUUUCUCCUUCGUGCGAUGCUUGCUACAACAAACAUUUUUUGAGACACGUUCAUUCAGCGAGGUGUUACAAUGGGCAACACAACCUUAUUGCUAAAAAAACUGCGAGACGAAUCGCAGAGAUUUUGAGAAGAACUAACAUUGUCAAUUGUGCAGGUAUUUACUUUGCGGAGAACUCUUCAAAGAGCAAUCAGUAUGUGUAUGGUAUUGGUGGUGGAUCAGGCUGCGCUCUACACAAGGACAAGUCCUGUUACUUAUGCGAAAGGUAACAGCUCAAGUUAUUUAUAGUACAUUUUUUUUAACUGAGAACUAUAACCUGAACUUCAGAGGUAUUUUGCGGAACGCAGUAUUUUCCAGCUAAACCAACUACGCAAAAGAGCGCCAAGCCUGCGGGAAAGCUUACCAUUAAAAAUUCGCGCAAGCAACGAGCGAAAGGGGAGUCUACCCUCGCGGGCUCGCCCGCUUGAAAUGGAGAGGUUGUCUGCUGGCUGAAGGGUGCUCGUUUUCCCCUUUCCUCCGGUUAUUGAGUUUCGAACCUUCCGCCACUUAGGCUACUGUCAGUGUCUAAAAGCUUUGGCAGGUUUGGGAGAAUUAAGAUGAUGAUCAAGGGGGCUGGGGUAUUUAGCAGAUUCUUUUCAAUUCAUUACUAGCUCCUUUUAUGAGUCAUCAUUUUGAUUAUACCGAGAUAACCGGGGCGAAUUAUGGUACUCGCUUAUAACCAAAAAAGACAUCUUGCAUUAGAUCACAUUUCCUGAAUUGUAAAAUGAAAAUAUCUCAUUAUUCGCUUUACUCAAGGUUUUCCUUAAUUAAUUACAACACUGAUUGGGACACUUAAGCCACACUUCUUUUGGCGCAGUUUAUUAAGUAAUCAAUAAUUUAUAAUUUAUAUGAAUGCCACCGGCCUGAUGUGAAUUUGAAUCCAAUGGAAGUUUUCAUUCUAGAUCUUAUCUAAUCAGCGCGAUGUUUUCUAUCUGGCAGGCAACUUCUUUUAUGUCGUGUGGCCCUUGGUAAGCCAUUUUACCAGUUUUCAGCCGUCAAGAUGGCGCAUGCCCCUCCUGGUCAUCAUUCUGUAAUAGGACGUCCCAGCUCAGAAGGGCUGUCGUUUGCCGAAUAUGUUGUGUAUAGAGGGGAGCAGGUAUGUCUUGCUUUUUAGAGCUGUAUUUUCUUUUCUUGUCGCACUUGUGGCUGUCGUUUAAGAGAAUGCUAGUAGAGACCUUCGCAUUAGCCUGUUCCAGGCGUUCAUAUAGUAGGGCGCGGUGUACAAUUUAACUCGCUCCUUACUGACCGCCCCACUCUACUAUCUGAACGCCUGGAACAGGCUACCUUCAAAUUUGACUACUUAAGCAGUUGAUUAUAUUGGGUGCGACUUUGGCCUACAUUUUUUAGCCAGAUUGACAAAAGCUAAAUUUACAUGCAACAGAACAGAGGUUUGCUAAUUUGUGGACGUAUCAAAGUCGUCUUUCGUGAGAAAUUCGUAAUUUCCUUUAUUUUCGGGGGUUUCAGUGUUGUCCGCGGGAAACAGGCGCCCCAUUGAUAUAGAUCGUUUUCACUGUCACGCAACAAAAAAAUAAAUUGAAAUCCGUCAAGUAAAAGAAGCCAAGAAAAUGAUAUGUUAUAAAAGACUAAUAUUUAAACAAUUUGUCCAAGUCUCAGGACUUUUUGGCCCACAGUUUCUGAGUUAUUUGCCGAAACGUUUCACGCAUCUUUGUAGAGCUUUGUAUGAAGACGCCAUAUUGGUGUACAGUUUUGGUGCACCAAUAUGGCCGCCGAAAAUCAACAAAAACAUCUGGAGUUCACUUGUUCUAUAAAAGCUCCUUCUUUUCACUCGAGAACUAGCCUACGUGCGCAUAAACAUAUCCUCUAAUACUUGAAAUGGUUAUACUGCUGAAAAUCAAGAGGAGAGACUUUUUUUCAAGGAGACAGCUUCCUAUUUUGGUGUCACGCACUGUGAAAACUCGGAAGUUCAAAUUGCUGUAUUUUCGAAAUGAAACAUGCUAUGGGACUGAAAACUUGUACAAAGAUUAACUUUUUGUUUAUCUUCAACCUCGUGUAAAUAAGAAUUCGUAAAACCUCGCUAUUUUGACUUUACAAUUUGAUGACGUCACUGUAAAAACCAUCUGUAAAGCAUAGACAUUUUGAGCGACACACGUCAAUCGAAAGUGAAGCCUUUUCUCUUUUCAGUAAUAUGCCUGGACAGACGCUAUCAAAUUUGUAUUCACUGUUAUAGGGACGAUCUGCGUUACAAUUUGGGCAAAACCACUGUCCAAGAAGGCAAAAAGUCCAGCUCGGUUGACCUUGUUGAUUUGUGCUAUUCAAAAAAUACAGAUACAGCAUUUGGUUAUGAUAAUAUGAUGCCAGUGUCUUUUUAAAGAAUCGAUGUGCCAUUUGGUUAAUUAUCUCAUGACACACUACGUCCUUGUUUCCUUUGUUGUUUACAGGCCUAUCCAGAAUACCUGAUCACUUACAAGAUUGUUAAACCCUCCAACGUUGAGGCAUCUCCAUAAAUUCCUUGUACAUCAGUACCAAUUAGGAAUCUGAAUGGCUGAGAUUGCUGUACAUAUCUACAUAACCAAAUAAGCGUCACAACGCUGUGCAAAUUCCAGCGUCAACAGAAAUGUAUGACCCCAUUAAAGGGGUAAACAACCACUCGGAGAAAUCAGAAACAUGAUAAGAAGGAAGGGACAAGAAAUAGGGUGUACAAAUUCCAAGAAAGCAUGUUAACAAGAAAGACUAUUAAGCUUACAACGAAGCUGAGAUUUAACUAUGACUGGCCCCAGUCGUUCAAAAGCUGGAUAGCGCUAUCCAUCGGAUAAAUCACGAUCCAGUGGAUAAAUAUAAGGGAAACCAAUGGUGCUAUCCAGUGGAUAGAGAUUUAUCUGGUGGAUAGCGUUAACCACCUUUUGAACAACCUGGACCUCAAUUAUGUACUUCAGAGCUGAUUAUGGAUUUUAAAGCCGGAAAAACACGAAAUAUGAUGGCACCAAAUUAAUCAUGAACAUUGUACUUUUAUAUUAUCGCAGAACAAUUUUAUAUAAUCUUGUAAUUUAAUAUUGUAAGAAGUAAUCAUGCAGUUAAUGCAAAACAAAAAAGGUUAUUCAACCGUGUCCUGACAAAGGAGAGGUUUUUACCCCCAGUGGAAAGCUUUUUCAGAGGCCAGUUACAUACCGCAUAAAACUACAAACUGCACUUUCAGCAGGUUAUCCUCGGCGCCAAAUGAAAAACUUUUUAAUAGUUGGUAAAGCCCAGCGGAAGGGAAUUUAGACUAAAAUAUUAUCGAAAGCCUUACUUGACAUUACUUUGAAAUAUAAGUUUACAUGGUGGUCAAAGAGUCUGAGUUGGAAGUUGAUUUUCUUUCUGUAUUUUUUUACUAGUUUGGCCUUGACUGUUGGGGAUUUCUUGCAACAGUGACACUUGUCACCUCUUAUUUAGACAAUCUACUUUUCUAAAGUUAACGCUGUUCCUUUACCGUAGUUUGUUUAUCACUUAUCUGUGCUUUUGCUUUAAUUGUAAAUGUAGGUCUGUAAAUAUAUCAACUAUUUCAUUUAACUCCAUGUUAUAAACGAGCCUUUUUUAUACCAAUAUCAAAAUGCUAGAGCAAA